GGAGUCUUCUCAUGGUGGUGCGAUUGUCAGACCCUCGAGGAGUUGCAGAGCAUCAUCGGUGAUGGAGGAGAAGGGGAAAGGGAGCGAGAGAUGGGGCGGGGCGAUCGCGAAUCUGACCGAAAUGUCUUCGAAUCUUGAGUCCCUCCAAAAGCUUCUCCUGAAGAAAGCCGUGUUCGUCGACGAAGAGACCUUCGCCAGAGCUUCCCUCACCGCCGAGCAAGCCCGCACCAUCAAGAUUCUUCAACAAAGGGUAGAGACCCUGGAAAGAGAGCUCGAUGCUGCUAUUACAGCUGCUGCUCGUGCUCGAUCAGAGAAAAGGCAGGCCGAGACUGCACAAAAAGCUGCAGAAUUGCGUACUCAGGAAAUCACAAGAGAACUUGAGAACACCACAAAGGUAUUUGAGCUUCACAUGGAGGAGCUGCGGGCAAAGCAAGAAGAGAUUGACAAACGCGAUAGAGAUAUCAAACUCCUGGAAGCCAUAAUUCAGACUCUUGGUGGGAAAGGGUCUAGUUCUACCUUUGGAUAAAGCUUCGGCUGUAUAGUGUACAAUUGCUACGUUUUCUUCUUAUCUUUCUUUUGCCAUGAUUCCGAUUCAAUGGCUGAUCAGUUAAAGAAUUUUAUCCUUACAAAUUUGCAUUUUGAGACGGGGUGUUUUCCGACC
Molecule: messenger RNA, 661 nt
Organism: Eucalyptus grandis
Lineage: Eukaryota; Viridiplantae; Streptophyta; Magnoliopsida; Myrtales; Myrtaceae
Exons: 3
Coding region: 62-526 (154 amino acids)
Source: RefSeq, a predicted model, not a curated record